Molecule: messenger RNA, 874 nt
Organism: Pipistrellus kuhlii (Kuhl's pipistrelle)
Lineage: Eukaryota; Metazoa; Chordata; Mammalia; Chiroptera; Vespertilionidae
Gene: SSNA1
Product: SS nuclear autoantigen 1
Exons: 3
Coding region: 120-497 (125 amino acids)
Cellular component (GO): centrosome; ciliary basal body
Source: RefSeq, a predicted model, not a curated record
GCGCGGCGACGACGCACAGGGAGGCGCGCGGCGAUGACGUCCAGGCGGGCGCCGGUGGUGCGCAGGCGUGGGCGGCGGGCGGCGCGGCGGUUGGGGCGGCGGCGGGCGGCGGCAGCGACAUGACCCAGCAGGGCGCGGCGCUGCAGAACUACAACAACGAGCUGGUCAAGUGCAUCGAGGAGCUGUGCCAGAAGCGGGAGGAGCUGUGCCGGCAGAUCCAGCAGGAAGAGGAGGAGAAGCAGCGGCUGCAGAAUGAGGUGAGGCAGCUGACCGAGAAGCUGGCCAGAGUCAACGAGAACCUGGCGCGCAAGAUCGCCUCUCGGAAUGAGUUUGAUCGGACCAUCGCGGAGACGGAGGCCGCCUAUCUCAAGGACCGUGUCUGCCCCCAGAUCCUGGAGAGCUCGCAGACUCUGCUCAGUGUGCUGAAGAGGGAGGCUGGGAACCUGACCAAGGCCACGGCCACGGAGCAGAAGGCCAGCGCUGGCAAGGACAGCUGACGGUGCGGGCAGCAGCGCCUCCCGCUCCCUCCACAGCCCAUCCCCAGCGCGUCUGUCUGCCGAGCACCUUGUUCAUGGCGGCAGCUGCCUUCCGGUGGAGCCCCCACCUCCACUGCCCAGGGGCCCAGCCUCCCAGGUGGGGUCCUGUCCGUGUGCUCACCCAGGCAGUGGGGGUGCGGGCUCUGGGUCAGCUCUGCCCGGGGCCUGAAGCCCCAUUCCCCCCCGGACUGCAGGACAGUCCUGCUUCUAGUCUCCGCCUCACGGAGGCCCUCAGGCUCCUCAGCCGGCAGGUGCCCAGGCUAGGCCAUCGGCAGGGGCCUCCUUCACCUCAGCCUGCCCAAGAGGCCGGUGACUGUCAAUAAAGGUUCUUUCUAAAG